GUGCCCACGGGUCACUGGACCCAUCCCGUCCCCCUCCGCAACUCCCAUUGCAUCCACAGGAACGGCGAUCUUCACUAUGACUUACUGUAUGAUUUUCUACGUUUCUCAUUUUGAGUGUAAAUUCUUCCAUCAUUCCCAAGCGCCAUUAAAACCGGUUUACAAAGAGCUUGAGAACUUGCACAAAAUUUCAGGCCACCCUCGAGAUGAUAGUCGACGAAGACCUCAGAUCAAUGACAUCACAAAACCCGGCCAGUCGCUGGCCGGCCUCAUACAAAGCCGCCGUGGCCUUUACAAUGGACAACCUCGGCGAAGCCCAAGACGUGCACAAGGGCACGUGGACCGCGCCGAUAGGAUCCCACCCGGCCGUCACCACGCAGCUACCGCAGAUGCUGGCCCUUCUGCGGGACACAUGCAUGCAGCGCAAGAUCCGCGCGACAUACUUCGUCGAGGCCUGGAGCUUGGGCGUGUACCCCGGCGCGGUGGAAGCGCUGGAACGGGACGGACACGAAGUGGCCUGGCACGGGUACCAGCACGAGGUGUGGGGAGGCCUGUCGGCCGAAGAGGAGAGGGACAGCUUUGCAAAGAGCUGGCGGGCCGCCGCCGAGGCCGGCAUUGUGUAUUCCGGGUUCAGGCCGCCCGGCGGCAAAAUUAACGACAGGACCUGGGGGUUGCUCAAAGAGCGCGGGGUCAGCUACGUCUCGCCAUUGGGGCAGUUUGGCAUUGGACAGGAGGGCGUGGUAGUCUUGCCUUUUGAGUGGAGGGCGGUGGACGCAUUUUGGUAUAUGGAAAAGUUCAGCGCCAUCAGGAAAGAACAUGGCGAACAGGAGGAUGUACUAAGCCCUGCCGAGUUCAAAGAGUGGUUGAUGAGGAGGAUCGACCAAGCCAAGGAGACUGGGGGAUUCUUGUCGAUCUUGUUCCAUCCGUUUCUGCAGACAAGCGAGGAGAAAUUCAGCGUACUGGAAGAUGUGGUGAAAAGGAUCGGUAUGGACGAAGAGCUCUGGAUUGCGCCUUGCAAGGAGAUCGCGGAGUGGGUAAGCAACCAUCAGGAGUCGUUUGUGUCAUGGUCAACAGAGUCUGAGUGAAUACAUGUAGAUGCCGAGCAAGCAGCUAGAGAGUGUCAUUGGUGAUAGAUGAAGAUAAACCGUUCGCAACGCC
Canariomyces notabilis is the source of this 1155-nucleotide messenger RNA. RefSeq names its product glycoside hydrolase/deacetylase. Gene Ontology annotation, biological process: carbohydrate metabolic process. Bases 294 to 1082 code for a protein of 262 amino acids. NCBI's taxonomy places the organism in Eukaryota, Fungi, Ascomycota, Sordariomycetes, Sordariales, Chaetomiaceae. Gene Ontology annotation, molecular function: hydrolase activity, acting on carbon-nitrogen (but not peptide) bonds. The transcript has a single exon. The record is from RefSeq and is a predicted model, not a curated record.